AUGAUGCAAUCUAAUAUCAAUCCAAACGCCACAGAUUUUCCUACAGAGCUGUGUGCUAAACCCCAAGCUCUUGUGGGAAUUUCAGGCUUAGAUAUUCUGAACAAUGCCAUCCACAAAUCAAUAUGGGACACUUUCAGUAGUAACCGACGUGUUGAGAGAGCACCAGUAGUUUUUAAACUCAUAGGAAAUGCUCAUGAAUUUCCAGUGGUCAAACCAAAAAGGAGUUCCUAUGACUGGUACAUUCCAAAAGGGAUUCUAAAAAAAAACUGGCUACACAAACAUCUAUUUGAGAUACCAGCUGUUACUGUAAUAUUCUAUGAUUUAGAUUGGAGUGAUCCACAAUGGAAUGAAAAGAUGAUAGAAUGUGCUUCAAGAGUACAGUCAAUGAGAGCUGCUCUUGAAGGUAGAGCUUGCAAAUUAACUGUUGUUCUCAUUCAAAAUAGCCUUCCUCUUCCUGCUGGUGAGGAUGCCUUGGCUGCUGAACGAGCAGUUGCCCUAUGCUCUAGUUGUGAGCUUAAUUCUCAAUCACUUUUUGUUUUGCCCCAUGGUGAUCACCUUCAGGGUUAUGCUGUUAGGCUAGAAACAGCUUUCUAUGAGUUUGCUCAGACCUAUUAUCAUAAUGAAGCCAAACAUGUGAAAUCUCAUAAAGAUCAUCUAAAUAAGAAUUCACAUCAGUAUUUAUUUGUCAGGCACCAGUUCAAGCUAGGAAUUUUAUAUGAGUUGAAGCAAGAUAUUCAUUCCUCUCAUAAGCACUACACUCAUGCAUACAACAAUCUACUGGAAAUAAGGAUAGUAGAUACAAAUGCUUUGGAGAUUCGUACAAUAGCUGGGUUCAUAAAUUACAAGUUGUGCAGGUUAUUGUUUGCUCUAAACUUGCCAAGAGAUGCCAUUUCACAGUUCAAAUCUCACAUAGAUAGAUUCAAAUCUAGAUUGGGAUUCCAAGAGUUGUCUUUUGAACAUUAUGCUUGGUUGUCUAAACAAUAUUCUGUAUUUGGUGAUAUUUUCGAUGAAGCAGUCAAACUUGGUCUUCCAGCAGUCCAGACUCAACACCCAGGGCUAUACUAUCAACAGGGUGCCCAUUAUGCCACAAUGAGGAAAAAAUCAUGUCAAGAAUUAUGUUCAAGUGUUACUACAUACCCACAACCAGAUCCUUUAGAAGGUGCUAUUCAUAUGGAAUUUUUUGGUCAAAGACCUUGGAGGCCAGGUAAAAUAUCAGCAGAGCCUCCUGAUCCUCAUUUGGAGUCUAACGGAAUUCAGGCUAUGCAAUUUCUGGAAAGACAAGUGAAUCAUUCAAAUCUGAUUAUAGCUUUAUAUGGUUUGGCUAUCACCCAAUAUAAAACCUACAGAUGUCCACGUACAAGACGACAUUUAGUAUUACAAAUGGCCGACGAAUACUAUGAUUCAAAGGAUUAUGGAAAAGCCUUAACGUUAUACACUCACAUGUUGUGGGACUUUCGUAGCGAAAAAUGGUGGUCCAUUCUUUCGCAAAUUUUAGAAAAAGCCAUCAGGUGUGCCUACCUCACUGCUAAUAUCCAGGAUUAUGUUCUGUUAGCUAUAGAAUUUCUCGGUACUGAUGUGUGUGUUAGUUUGGAUGAAAAGCGCAGAGUUUAUGAGAAUUUAAUCAGAAUCCUGAAGAAACAAAUACCCUUUGGCAACACGAAACUUCCACAAGAUAUCCUACAAGGUGCCAUAAUUUUGUGGCAACCUGUGUUCACUGAAAAAUCGCUCAGCUUUUCAUUAGAUAUGGGCAACAUAGUAUCUUGUAUUGCUACUAAAGGCAGGUUCAUGAAAACGGCCUACGAAGUUGAUCAGAAUGUGACGAUAGAAGUUUACAUCAGAAGUACUUGUCCGUUUCCUUUGACGUUUUCCAAAGUUUCUGUCACAGUAAAUACUCAGGGGUAUAGUUCGGAAUUUGCUGUUACGAAUUUGGAAAAUAUAUCCCUAAGUUUCCAUAAAGAUGAGGUCAAGAGAUUCUUGGUAGUGUUCAUGGCAGAUUCCAAUGAUAUUAAUAAAGAAAUUCAGAUUGGAUCAAUCAAUUUACUAUUAGGAAAUCCUCAAGAAUGUUGCCUAGAUCUCAAGUACACCUCUUUGAACGAAACCAAUGGAAAUCACAUAGAACUCACUCAUUUCAAGUACAGUCUCGACAAAUUGGAUUUUGAUAAUAUCCAAUUGUUGCCUAAGGCCACUGUAGUUCCCAGAGAAUCCAAAUUGAGGGUGGAAUUCGACCAUGAAGAUCCUGCCCUUUUGGGAGAGUGGUAUAAGAUAAAAGUAGGGGUUGUCAAUGAGGAAAUGUUUGGUAUAACAGAUUUGAAGAUAGAGGUGGGGCUCGAAGAAGAAAUUGCUGACGUGGAAAUAUCAUUAAGGCCAGAACCAUCGCAUACCAGAGAAGGCAUCGUCCUGACAAAUGUCGACACUCUGGAACAUGGUGAAGAACUGGACUCUUUCUUUUUCAUCAGAUCCAGCCUAGUCUGCAAGUUCAACUUACAAGUCAAACUGGCAUACACCUUGAACAGAGAAAAGCCAGUCUUCAGCAGCAAGACUGAAAUAGUUGCUUUAUCGGUAGUGGAACCUUUCGAGGUUUCCACUAAAUAUUUGUCGCUUUUGAUGAACGAAAUCGAUAAAUUUUAUGUGGGGGAAGAAUUUGGGGUCAUGAAGUAUCUGAUGUUCACCUCACCUUGGUCUAUCAUCAUAGAAGACACUUCAUUUGAAUAUACGAAUCCACUAAGGCCUGCUGAAAAGGCUUACAAUAGUCAGCUUGUGGAAAAAACCUUCAAUACUGGUGAAAUAGGUGCCGAAAUACACUUAGCUGCCUGUGAUAAAUCGUGCGAACACAAUUUGACCAUCGGACAGUAUUCCAUAAGGUGGAGAAGAAAAAACGGAUAUACAACCUCGACUAACCUUCACAUAACUGGACUGUCCUGUGAUUGGAUACCGCUCGGUAUAAAACUAAGAGUGCCUGCCCACGGAUUUGUAAGGACUCCAAUGAUACUGAGCUACCUUAUUGAAAACAGAUCUACAGACCUGAUUCAGUUAGAAGUAUCUAUGGAAGCAAGUGAAGCUUUCAUGUUUGCAGGAUAUAAACAGUUCGUGAUAUCAAUUCUUCCGAAAUCUGUUAGGACACUCCAGUACAAUUUGAACCCCUUGAUAGCAGGCAAUGUAGCCUAUCCAAAAUUGUCACUAAAACUCCCAGAAAAUGCCGUCGAAGAUAAAGUUCCAAGUAUUAUUGAUCAGGAAGAGUUGAAUUUGCUCAUUCAGAGGUCCCUGUCUACACAUAUCUAUGUCAUGCCCCAAGCCAAGGGUCAACCCAAACUUCCAACUGUAAUAUCACCUAAAAAGAUAAUGUUUGUUAGUUAAUUGA
This is a messenger RNA of Phaedon cochleariae (mustard beetle), 3358 nucleotides long. The record is from the annotation of a GenBank genome assembly. Lineage: Eukaryota; Metazoa; Arthropoda; Insecta; Coleoptera; Chrysomelidae.